UCCUCUUUUAAAUUCUUGUUCUUUUAUUAUUUGUGUUAGUUUAUAAGCUCUCGUUUUUUUUUCUGGUUAGUUAAAUUUAUUUUGUGUUGCAUUUUUUUGGUUUGUGUUACAUUCGAAUUCCGCAACCUAUUGUUAAAGUAAACAACUUUAAAUUGCUUAGAGAAUAUGCACAAUCAUCAACUCACAUUUUUCAGUAUAACUUUUGCUUGCUAAUUGAUGAGAUUAUUGGAGUUAUUUACAUCGUAAUGUAUUUAGCUAAAAUUUGUCUCUACUUUUUGUUUUGUAAUCAAUUAUUAGUGUCUCCACUUGGUAAGGUUGCUGUAAUUCGUGCAAAACUUUUUUCUUCUGGUAGGCUAUAGGAAUUUGUAAUUCAUUCCAUCUAUGGAAACUGAUAAGUGGGCAAGUUUUAUGGAAGGAACUAGUGAUUCUGAAGGUUAUGGGGAGGAUCUUGAUGAUGAUGACAUUUGCUGUGCAUAUGCAUCCACCGAUAUACCCCAGUUGCAGUUCAGGAAAGAUAUUUCAAGAUCACGGUGGCUUGACCAGUUUGGUAUGGCUGAGGUUGUGGAGAGGAAGGGUGGAUUGUGGACAACUACUGGGAUAGUUCGUAAUGGCAAGAUAUACUGCUUCAUUGAAGAGAUUUUAUAUCUUGCUGAAAUUGGGGCUCUGCAUCUCUUCGGUAAUGAUGACACACCCCUUUCUCUGGAACACAUAUACAGCAAGGUUGCAGAAGGAAAAAGUGGAUGUUCCUUGGAAUACUUUGAAGCAUAUAAGCACUUGAAAUCUCUUGGUUAUAUAGUCGGGCGUCAUGGUAUUCCUUGGUCAGUGAGAAGGUCAAAAGUAAAUUGUGCUAUUAACCAAGACUCGCUGGAGACUGCUCAAACUGGAGAUGAAGAAUCAAGAAACAAUGUUCUCAUCUCUGAAAUGUUUAGUAACAUGCAAAUUGGUGGUCUGAGACUGGCUUUUGACGUUUACCCUCCUAAUAGCAGAUUCAGAAAGUCUGCUCCUGGUGAUCCCUAUUUUGUACUUUGCCUUGCUAGUGAGUAUCCACCUUCCAAAGAAGAAAUCGAAGAUCUUGAGAGACAUUCUCAUGGUAUUCCUUUGAAAUUCUGUCUGGUUGAGCAUGGGCGUGUAAGCUUUUUCUCAUUCAACAAAGUUGAGCUUCCUAUCCUUUCAUGAUCCCUUCGAGCAACAACAACAGCAACAACAACCCAGUAAAAUCCUACGAGUGGGGUAGUGUGUACGCAGACCUUACCCCUACACUGAGAGAGUAGAGAGGCUGUUUCCGAUAGACCCUCGGCUUUCAUGAUCCCUUCGAGCAUUGAAUGCAAAUCUUGGCAUGCCCUGAGAAGAGCUAAGGUACAAUUAUGGAUUUUAGGUUUGUGGAUUGAUGUUUCACCAUUGUGUAAUUGCAACACAUUAUUCAGACAAAAAGUAUGUUUGACUGAUGAAGGUGGACCUUGUCUCCUAUGUUAUACAAGUCUUAUGAUCUUAUCUUCUCUUCCCUCAAUGUUGUUAAAGCUGAAGGUUGAUACUAAAUGUUAUUGCUUAAUGCU
Messenger RNA from Nicotiana attenuata, 1553 nucleotides. RefSeq names its product tRNA-splicing endonuclease subunit Sen54-like. Bases 382 to 1176 code for a protein of 264 amino acids. NCBI's taxonomy places the organism in Eukaryota, Viridiplantae, Streptophyta, Magnoliopsida, Solanales, Solanaceae. Gene Ontology annotation, biological process: tRNA-type intron splice site recognition and cleavage. Gene Ontology annotation, cellular component: tRNA-intron endonuclease complex. The record is from RefSeq and is a predicted model, not a curated record. The transcript is spliced from 4 exons.